GCUGAUGUUGCUGCGAAGUCUCUACCUCCGCUUCGAACUAAGAAAAGGCAGCGAGCAGUGUUCAAACCCCCAAACCCUAAUUAAGCACACACAAUCAAACACAAGCACACGGACCUCGACACAACGUGCACAAGGCUCGAUGGCAGGAAAGCCGCAGCAGGGGAGAGAUCGAAGAGCACGGGACUCUAGCUAGCUCUCGGGGCCUCAGAUCACGAUGCCCAACUUCGAAGAGCUUCGAAUUUUUAGCUUAAUCGAAGGCUCUACUCUCUUCAUGCAAACCUCGCUUCCUCACGUAAUUGAGAGGUUGUAGCAGGUUGUUUGUCUGUGUCCGCUUCGGUAGGCACAAUGAUGUCGCACCGCGUUUAAUUUACUGGUCUAGCUUGAGUUGUGGUGGUGAUGGUGGAGUGGGAGAAGGCUAUGGUGAUGGAUCGGUGGUGAGGAGACGGGCGGGCGGGCGGGCUGGCGGGAGAGAGAGAGGGAGAGGAGAGGAGUAGCACCAUGAGAGGCGGGAGGUUUCAAGCGAAGAGCAAUGAGGAUAUGAACAUGCGCAAUGCGGAGACAUUGUUCGAGGCGAAGACGGUUGUAAAGAACCGGGAAGUGGAAGUGUACACGCAAUAUGAGAUCGAGGCGAAGAAAGAGGAGCUUCGGCAGUUUGUCGGGGCGAGUUAUCGCGAUUUGAUCGAGUCCGCGGACUCGAUCAUCCUCAUGAAGCAGUCAUGUUAGGCGGUGGGGGCCAAUGUGGACAAAAUGCAGCAGGGUUUCGAGGAUUUGAAUCGGAGCGUGAGUGUCAGUGUGUCGCCGCCCGCAGCGGAUCUUGAGCGCAAGAGGAGAGAGCGGUUGUAUGAGGUUGGCUCUAGGGUUAAGUAUCUCGUGGAUACGGCGGAAAAAAUCUGGGGGUGUUUGGAUGAUCAUUUGCACUUGAAGAGCGCGGAACGGUAUUUGCGAGUCAAGGAAGUUCACUCACUGUUGACGGAGAUCGGAGUCAAAGACGAAUUGCUUGGGAGGUUUCCGCUGCUGCGCCAGCAAUGGCCCUUGAUUGAGAGGUUUAGAGUGCAAAUCUCCAAGAGGAGCAAGGACAGAUUGCAGGAGCCGGGAUUAAGCGUAAGGGAUUACGAUGUGGCUCUGGCCGGUUGCGGUAUUACUGGUGAGCUCAAUUGGUCGCAGAUCUUCACUCUGUUUCUUGAAUCACGCAAGCUGUGGGUGAGGUCGCACCUGCGAGCGUGUGUGCAGGAAAAUAAUUUUGGAAAAAAUGGAGGAGAGGGGAAUUCUAUGGCGGAUGUAGCAGGUUCUAUAUGUAAGGUUUUGCAUAUGAUUCAGACUUCCUGUGCCAAGUUGGUUGACGAUUGUCUUGAGGCAAUGAAACCAGUCGGUCCUGUAGAUUACUCUGAUGAGAAGCUAGUGCCAAAGGCAGGAGCAAGCGGCAAUGUCCUGCAGGAGUUGGAUCUCAGUUCUAAUGGAAAACUUCAGUUUAAAUCUGGAAGUGUAGAGAGUGAGUGGGAUGGUGACGCCCGGUUCUUCUUCAUACCGGAGGUCACAAAUGUGAAAGAUAAAGUAGAUGAAAGUUUAAAUCUGAUACUUCGAGACCUAUUAAGCUUCUUGCAAGGGUCUCAUGUACUGAUGAGGACAGAUUCACUAGCGCCCUAUCUACAGGAGCAGUGCUUUAAGUGGAUGGCUGAUGUUGUUAAGGUGCUAGAAGCUCGGGUCUUGAUGCUUUCGGAGAACAUGUCCAAGGCAACUAAGGAAGCUUCAACUCAGACCACAGCAGAGGAUCCAAAGCACGCAUUGAAAUCUAAUUCUCAGGGGAUACCGGUUAGUAGGGCUGGUUUCGAUAGCCAUUCAUUAAAGUCAGGAAAUUUUCCGAGGGUGGUUGAACAAGCUUUGUUUUUGGGGCGAUUAACUGCUGCUGUGGGAGAGCAUUCUAUAUCUCUUCCUUUACUUUUAGGGUCCCCCACGUCGUGGACUGCAAACGAAACAGCUCUUCGUCAAUCGUCAGUUGAGUGUUCGCCUCAUAUUUUGCGGCAAUCUUUGUGGUCCGAAACAAACUCUAAUCUUGAGGGUUCUAUAAAAUGGUUUUUCAGAAGAAGGAGUGGUAGCUGUCGCAGCAUAUCCAAGUCUUUCCACGUCAUGAUGUCAUCUGAUUAUCUUUUUUCUGUUUCGCUCAAGCGUUGGGAGGAGACUCUAAUUAAGACUUGUGGAGAAGAUGGUGAAGAUAUAGAGGCACGCAUUUCCGUACCAGCUAUGCCGUCACCUUAUGUCGUGGCAUUUUGUUCGCUGGGUCGAGAAAUUCAUCAGAUUGGUGGCCAUGUAUUAGACAGAGCUGUUUCGGAGAUGUUUGUAUGGGAACUCCUAGAGAAGGUCUUAUCAAUAUACGAGAAGUUUAUAUCUCAUCCAUCCUUGAUGAACUCGCGCGUGUCAGAGAAGGGCGUCCUGCAGCUCCUUUUCGAUGUUAAGUUCUUAUCGGAUGUGCUUUCAGGGGGACAAGAAGUUCAUGUCGAAAAUAUAGAUGCAGUAGGAACCGAUAAUCUUGCUUCUUCCUCCCCGUUAAAGCAAACAACUUUGAAAGCAGCAAUCAGCCGAAAAAGGUGGAUCCAAAAAUUGCUGGAUGAUUUGCAUGGUCAUAUUGACCCCAUUGAUUGGGCCACGUAUGAAUCCUACUUGAUGGAGCAGGAGCGGCGGUAUUAUAAGAGUUGUGCAGUGCUUUUUGGCUCUCUGAUCCAGCUGAAACGCGUUCAUACCGAUGUUGCACUAAAACCUCUAUCCACAUCAGAAACUAACACCCUCAACAUGUCUGCAACAGUUCCACGUUUCACAUAUCUUCCUAUUAGUGCGCCUUUGUUUUCGGUCACGAAAUCAUCCCCGCUAAGGUCUCGACGAAGUUCAUCACAAGAGAACGAUUCUCUCUGGAGGGCAUCAAUGCAUAGUGACGACGCAUCUAUGUUUUCUUAUUCUGAGGCAGCAUCUCAGAAUUCUCAAGGAUCUGCAAAGCUGCUGCAGCAACUUAUGGGGGUCGGAACUAAGUUUGGACAGAGCACAUUUGGUAAGCUUCUCAGCGACUCUCAAGUCGGUCGGUUUAAAGACAAGUCUGCUGCAGCUAUUUCGACAUUUGGUAAUAUGUUCCCAAAACAAGCAGCUGGGCUUUUCUCCUCCCUUGGGAGUGCAAUGAAACAUGACUCACGGGACACAGUGUAUUAUUAAGUUUGACACAAAGUGAUGCUUUAUGAAGACCAACGCCUCUUUUUGACUUCUAUCAUAGAGGCUCUUCGCACGGUACUAUAAAACGUCUAUUCAUAUUUCGCACCUGCAGUCAGAGUGCGUGUGGAGAUGUUCUAUGUUAGGAUUUGUAGGAGUAAACAAAUUUUGAGUGUUCACUUCUUAGUAUAAAACAUAUUUGGUCGGGAGAAUGCCUUCCCGGAAGGCUCAUGCUGUGCAUAAGUUUUCGCGUAGAGUUCAUCAUGGUGCAGGGUAGAAUAAUAGUGUUUUUUAGCUAAAUAUAAUUCUUUGGUGGCAUCCCAUUACAGAUGAGGCUGAUACUCUUCAGGUGUACACUGCCGAGAAUGAGUGGAAGAGGUGUAUUUCCUCAUGUGCCAUUUUCUAUGUUUCGUGUAAUGCUAUUUUGUAGUCUGUAAGUUCUAAGGGA
Messenger RNA from Physcomitrium patens, 3637 nucleotides. Lineage: Eukaryota; Viridiplantae; Streptophyta; Bryopsida; Funariales; Funariaceae. The record is from RefSeq and is a predicted model, not a curated record.